Messenger RNA from Rotaria sordida, 672 nucleotides. Lineage: Eukaryota; Metazoa; Rotifera; Eurotatoria; Philodinida; Philodinidae. The record is from the annotation of a GenBank genome assembly.
AUGUCGAAGCAUUUUGAUAAUGAAUAUCAUAAUCAACAGCAAAUUCAAAUUAUUAGUUCUGAGUUAUCACAACCACUUUCGAAUGUUGAAGGUAGUACCAAUCGACGUCGACUAACGCAGAUCAUUUCUCUAGUUGAUAAUGAUCAAGAAAAUAUUGUCGAACCGAAAGGUCGUUAUCGCUUAUUAUUUAUUGUUGAACCAAUUCUCGUUGCUUGUCUUCUCUUUCCAAUAUUAGUUCUUUUCUGGGAUUGUGGAUGGAAUCUUACUGUUACUAUGCUUAAUUCAUUGAAUGGCUUUCCAUUGACGUAUAAUCUCGAUGGAAAAGAUUAUACUGAUGAUGAAUAUGGUAAUUAUUCACCUCAAUCAUUAAUUGUUUCUUAUGUUAUCGUAGAAAUUUUACUACUCAUUUUGUAUCUUGGUCAAGAUCUAUUUUACGAUUUCCUCAAACGACAACAUACUCUUAUCAAGAUGAUUCUUUUGGAAAUUCAUAUAUUAAUUUUGUCAUCCUUGUAUAUUGUUCAAUGGGAAAUGAUCUGGACUAUUUUGGAUCAAUAUACUCCUCAAGAAUGGACAUUUAUUAUGGUUCUAUCGUUGGCAUCACUCUUCGUAUUGAUCGUUAUUACUGGAACUUUGUCGGAUAUGGAUAUAUGGAUCGAUGGAAAAUCAAUUUGA